Polypterus senegalus (gray bichir) is the source of this 2226-nucleotide messenger RNA. RefSeq lists its product as uncharacterized. The record is from RefSeq and is a predicted model, not a curated record. The coding region runs from base 122 to 742 and encodes 206 amino acids. Lineage: Eukaryota; Metazoa; Chordata; Cladistia; Polypteriformes; Polypteridae. The transcript is spliced from 2 exons.
CGCCUGCUACUCAGCUGGAGGCUGAUGUCUUUAUGUGGUCAUAUUUUCUUCAAGAAAAUGGAUGUUAAUGAAUACAUGAAUGAUUAGCUAAACAGCUCUUUCUUUUGAAUUUUCUCAUUGCAUGAGGAUGUUUCAUCACUUGCUUUCUCGGCUGUUUACUUGUCUUCUUUUGGUUUUGCUUUUCAACUUCCAUAGAGUUUUAUUGACAUUAGGCAAUGACCAGCUGUGUCAUAAUGCAGAAAAACUGUUGUCAGAGUUCCCAAAAACUGUCGAUAAAUCUAACAGAUGCAUGGUAAGCUGUACAGUGCAGACAUGGAUGUCACUGGCUAGUGGAAACCAAACGAUGACUUUGCUCCUCCAUGCGACAGCUCCAGGGAAGGAUAACAGAUUCUGUUGGCUUCGACACCUGCUGUGUGUAAAAGGAAAACGUCUCCACAAAGCUUAUGUUCUUCUUCCUUUGCAAAAGGGAAAACUGCAGCCAGAUUCUGUUGUCCACCUACAGACUUUGGGAUCUUCCAGAAAAAGCCUAUUGGAAUCAGAACAGAGCCAGUCAAUUUUUGGUAGUGAGUGUGGCCUCCGCUUUGAUAUGACUCAGUUCAUUAUGGUCACAGAGAAUUUGGUAGAGAUAUGUGUGGAGCCACUGCUGAAUGGACAUCCAGCUUUUAGUUCAGUAAUGGAUGGUCUCAAAUGCCAACCAUUUCUUGGUACAAUUUGGAAAAAACAACACCAUUCUAUUCACUAGAUGCCUCUGAUAUUUCUUGCCACAGCAGAACAUUGCAGAAAUGCACGGUAACUUAUAGAGCUUUCAGUAUGUUUUGCAUAAUUUACUUUUUUACAUUUUCAUUUACUGCAUAUUCUUUUUCUUUAGCUUUAUUUGUGAAUGGGUAAUGAAUGGUAAAAAGGAUGAAAGCAACGUAUUUAAUGUUUUAUUUAUAUUCCUAUAUUUAUAAAAAUACAAAUGUUAUAUUUUUUUAAAUCUUCACUUAUUCCUAUACAUUUGUUUUCCUGUAUUAGCUUAUCUACGUGCUGUACAAACAUGAGCUGUUUUGAAUUAACUAUAGGAAGCAGAAAUGUAAUUGCAUGGUUUAAACUGGCAAACUCCAUCCACAGAUUGAUCCACUUUCUGUAAUGUUUUCAUCAGGGAGCCAUAGCAAGCCAUUGAGCCUGACCAAAAGAUUUACACACACACAUCCUAAUACCAAAGUUAAAAAUAGAUUACAGGGAAGGUAACGCAUUAACUAUUUAUCGUAAUCCAUGCUGGUUUAUUUUCUUUGCCUUCACGGUAAUGUAUAACAGAAUGGAUGAUAACACUCAGUAUAAAGAGUGAUCCUCAAAAUAAGCUCAUUACCAUUAUGCCAGUUGAGUGAUGGCCAGUAAAUCAUGCACAUUUACAUGCAUUUUCAAAUAAGAAUGGAGACAUUGUCAAAGUAGUUAUAAAGAUUUUAUACAAAAUUUGGACAUACGUGCAACUCAGGAAAAUGUGUAGGUUUAACUAUUUUUCUUUUAAAAAGAUCCAAACAGUGGGCUGCAUUGAAAGUAAUUUUAUCUUUAUAUGUUAGUUUGCAUCAUUGUUUUCUUUCUUUGCUCUUCUCAAAUCAAAGUGUAAUUUUAAAGAUAACUGUCUGCUAAAAUCAGUUAUUAUAAAACGAAUCUAAAACACUAUCUAAAAAAAUAAUUAUGUUUAGUAUAUGUUUUAUUUAUCAUCGUAUAGUAUAUCUUCUCAGUUCCAAAACAAAUAAUUAUAUAAUCAAGAACAUUUUAAACUAACUUUUGCUCUGAAGCAAUAUUAAAUUUUAAAAUGCAGACUCUGCUCACUGUGAACUGGUGAACAUGAAAUGAUAAAUCAGUUACACAGGUCUUACACUUUAAAGGGUAAACUGGGUAUAUUAUUUCAAUCUGAGUAAUAACUUAGGUACUUUCUAGUUUGUAAAGAUUUAUGCAUGUUUAAAAAUCUAUGUGUUAUAAGAGCAUUAACCUUCAUCGAGAUGUCUAUACCUGAGAGUAAAAUAAGAGCACUGAUCUAUAGAAAGCAUAUGUUUAAUAAUAAAAAAACAUUUAACACCAGGAAAUAUUAAAUUUAGUUUUUAUACAAAACGACAUUUUAUACAUGUACAGUUGUGAUGGUGAUUCUUUUAACAUAAAGACAUUGUAAAUGUGUGAUAACUAAAGCAUUGUUUUUAUAAUCAAUGAAGUACCAAUUAUAAUAAAAUUAAUUAUUAAUCUUUU